Molecule: messenger RNA, 1737 nt
Organism: Aspergillus viridinutans
Lineage: Eukaryota; Fungi; Ascomycota; Eurotiomycetes; Eurotiales; Aspergillaceae
Gene: prnC
Product: delta-1-pyrroline-5-carboxylate dehydrogenase prnC
Exons: 4
Coding region: 1-1737 (578 amino acids)
Cellular component (GO): mitochondrial matrix
Molecular function (GO): L-glutamate gamma-semialdehyde dehydrogenase (NAD+) activity
Source: RefSeq, a predicted model, not a curated record
AUGCAGUCCUCGUUGCUCCCCCGCGUGCGAGCGCAGCCAUUCGCAAAAUGCCGUUCUCUUACUAGCAGCUUUGUUCGUCCUAGUAGGGCGAUGGGCACUUACGCUACUUUCAAGGUGCCUCGCAUCGACAAUGAACCUAACAAACACUAUGCCCCUGGCUCGCCUGAUCGCAAAGCUCUGGAAGAUGCCCUGGUCAAGACCAAGCAGUCUGCUCCUCUGAACGUACCGCUUGUGAUUGCAGGCAAGGAGAUCAAGAGCUCGCAAACCUUCACACAGCCCAACCCUGCCUCUCGUGCCCCGGUGGCCACCUACUCCAACGCCACCGCCGCCGACGUUCAGGCGGCUAUUGACGCGGCCCUGGAGGCUCGCAAGUCGUGGGCCGCUACAUCGUUCGCAGACCGUGCGAGCGUCUUCCUCAAGGCUGCUGAUUUGAUCUCGACCAAGUACCGCUAUGACAUUAUGGCGUUGACCAUGCACGGACAGGGCAAGAACGCCUGGCAGGCGGAGAUUGAUGCUGCCGCUGAACUGUGCGAUUUUUUCCGGUUCGGCGUCAAGUACGCUGAGGACAUGUACGCUCAGCAGCCUGUUCACCACGCUCCUGGAGUCUGGAAUCGCGUUGAAUACCGUCCCCUCGAAGGUUUCGUCUACGCCAUCAGCCCCUUCAACUUCACUGCCAUUGGUGGUAAUCUGGCUGGCGCCCCUGCUCUGAUGGGCAACGUCGUUGUCUGGAAGCCGUCCCCUGCUGCCAUCGCGUCCAACUGGCUGGUUCACCAGAUCCUUUUGGAGGCCGGUCUGCCCAAAAACGUCAUCCAGUUCGUCCCCGGUGAUGCCGAAGAAGUCACCAACACCGUACUCAACCACCGCGAAUUUGCUGCCCUUCAUUUCACCGGAAGCACCGCCGUAUUCCGUUCCUUGUACGGAAAGAUCGCACAGGGUGUCGCCGAGGGCAAAUACCGCAGCUACCCUCGCAUCGUCGGCGAAACCGGUGGCAAGAACUUCCACCUCAUCCACAAGUCGGCCGACGUCCGCAACGCCGCCGUGCAGACUGUCCGUGGUGCCUUCGAAUUCCAGGGCCAGAAGUGCAGCGCCACCUCCCGCGCGUACGUCGCAUCCUCCAUCGCCGACCAGUUCCUCGAGCAGGUCGUGUCCGAAACCAAGCAGCUCAAGAUCGGCGAGCCCACCGACUUCACCAACUUCUGCGGCCCCGUCAUCCACGAGGCCUCCUUCAACAAGCUCUCCCAGGUCAUCGAGGACGCCAAGAACGACUCCGAACUCGAGCUCCUCGUCGGCGGCACCUACGACUCCUCCAAGGGUUGGUACAUCCAGCCCACCGUCUACCGCACCUCGAACCCCGACCACCCUCUUCUCUCGCGCGAGCUCUUCGGCCCCAUCCUGGUCGUGCACGCCUACAACGACGCCACAGAGGCCGACUUCUCCAAGAUCUGCGAGAAGAUCGACCAGAGCGGCGAGUACGGUCUCACCGGCUCCGUCUUCGCGCAGGACCGCGAGGCCGUCCGCGUUGCGGAGGAUGCUCUCCGCAACAGCGCGGGUAACUUCUACAUCAACUGCAAGAGCACGGGUGCUGUUGUCGGCCAGCAGCCCUUCGGCGGUGCCCGUGCAAGUGGGACCAACGACAAGGCUGGCAGCGGGAACUUGCUCUCGCGGUUCGUCAGCCUGCGCUCGAUCAAGGAGGAAUUCGUUCCUUCUUACAAGGUCGAGUAUCCCAGCAAUGCGUAA